This is a messenger RNA of Lolium perenne, 771 nucleotides long. RefSeq lists its product as uncharacterized. Lineage: Eukaryota; Viridiplantae; Streptophyta; Magnoliopsida; Poales; Poaceae. The record is from RefSeq and is a predicted model, not a curated record.
UUUUUCUUUCUUUACAUGCUCUCUCUCCUAUUUAAUAGGCCUCGGCCCCUCCCUCCUCGCCGCUACAUUUCCAUCGGUCUCUUCUCUCCCCUCUCCUGCCCAUCUUCUGUCCCUGAUAUUCCUGAUCUGCCUCAGCCCUCAAGUCAGUCCCCGGUCUUGCUCUACAUCGCCAUGGCCGGCGGCACCGCCACCGUCUGCUCCAUGUGCGGCGACGUCGGGUUCCCCGACAAGCUCUUCCAGUGCGCGCGCUGCCGCUACCGCUUCCAGCACUCCUAUUGCACGAACUACUACGGCGACGGGGCGCCGGCGUCGGCGGGGGCCGACAUGUGCGACUGGUGCCUCGGCGACGUCGCCGGGAAUAAGGCGAGGAGGUGCGGCUCCGCAUCUGGGAAGCAGCAGGCCUCUGGAAGCCAGGACUCAAUCACGACGAGCUCCUCCGGCAGGGCCGACAAGGCGGCCAGCGGCGGCGACCAGGAGAGCGGCCGGCGGGUGUCGACCAAGGUGGGCGGCCGCAGGUACAAGCUGCUCAAGGAUGUCCUGUGUUAGUACUUAGUUGUAGGUCUUGCGAUUGCGAACCUGAGCAGCAAAAUAACACUAGCAAGCUAGUCAUGAGGAUUGAGCAGUUAGCUUAUAUUAUAGCCAAGGCAGGUAGUUAGUUUGAUCGUUGUGCAUAGUAUAUGCGUAUUGUAUACGUCUAGUGUUUGUUUGUGUGUGUGUUAGGAGGAAGUUGCUGCUUAUAUAUGGAACCUCGAUCUGGCUUGGUUUCCCUUA